GUGUGGAGAGAGAGAGAGAGGUUGAGUGUGCAAGCUAGAGAGAUUGUGUGGAGAGGGAGGGAGGGAGGGCGGGAGGGAAGUGUAAGCCAGUCGCAGCAUCUCUCCUCACUGCACCAGGGCUGAGGGACUCUUCGUCCCUUUGCUUCCCUCACUGCAGAUUUAACUCAUUUCCAUCAGCGCAGUCAUCUUUUUUUCUUGCUUUUUACUUGCAGCUUUUGAUAGAUGCAUUGCAUUCAUCUGUUUCUGUACUCCUGCAUCUAAGGAUUUAUUUAUGAAAAAUGUGGGUUGUCCUGUUGACUGGAAUUAAAAGGGGGACGUUUGCAGAGGACAGUGCAUGAAACUGGGACUCCGACUGGGACUUGGUCUUUUCUUUAUGCUGCUCGAGUGGAUUCUCUUUUGUUGCGCUGCCAGGGUUUUGUUUCGGGCGACAGACAUACUAAGAGAGGAGUUGUACGACCUCAUACCUCUACAAAUAAACAGAGCGCAUACUUCAAAGGACUAAAGCAAGUUAAAAUUCUAUGGUUGCAUUCAGCAUUUGAGGAGAAGGUGCUAAUGCUUCAGGAUGUCACAACCAAAAUGCAAGUAACGCAUUUAUGGGUUAAAUAGGUGGAUUGGCGAUUGAUCCCCAGACCCCACUUUGCAAGUGUCUGCCCCAGGAUUGCUGAGGAGUCUAAGAGGAGCACUGAGCUACUCAGCUGGCCUCGCAUUGCUCCAGGAGAGUCCUUCCACCUGCCUGCAUCGGAUUCUUAGAUUCAACACUUUCAUCAGCUACUGGACUUUUACAUUUCUUUUUUGCGACUUGCAGUCCAGAACACUGAGAGGCAAGUUAGCACAUUUGGAUUUAAACUUUAAAUUGCUUUAACAGCAAAACUCGGUCUGUAAUUUAGACGUGCUAUAUCUUUCUCUCUUUUUUUAAGUCAUUCUGCCUGGGAUGGCUUGUAAACAUGUUUUUUUCCCCCAGUGCCGUGUGCUGAGAGAGCUAUGACAUUAUCUCCUGCGGAGAUCCCCAUGUUGUUCUAGCCUGUGUCUGUGUUUUGAUUCAGACAAUAGCUGGGCAUGCAUGGGCUCCAGACACUGACCAGAGGACCACUUCAAUAAGGAAAGCCUGCUGUUACAUUGUAAACACAAGCACCCAUUGAACAGUACAACUUUGGAUUGGAUUGAAGGGUUUCACAGAGAUGGAUGUAAUUUUCUUUUCCAGACUUUGGUACUCACUAAGAGAGACUAUUAAGAAACUUUUUUUCCCCUCAGCAAUGGUUGCCUAAAAUUUAUUUUCUGAAUAUCAACUGCACUCAGUCAAUUUCAUCUGAUUUCUAAAAGUGAAAUAGGAGCCAUAUGCAGCUUACUUAUCUGAUCUCCUGAGGAUUUUGUCAACAGCAGAGAGCAUUGUGCUUUGCUUCACGCUUUAACCUCUUCGUAUGGUGUCCUCCCUCGCAUCUUCUGUGGUCUCUAACCUUGUGCGGGCAGCUUAUGCCCUCGGCCCCAGCCUCCCUGUGGCAACUCUCAUUAGGAUCAAGAGAUGAUGCCACAGACUGGUAGGCAAAGCAGCUGGGAAACCCGCCUUUGGAAUAGAUUCUGGCCACAGCAGUAAUGCUACCCUCCUACCCUGGUUUACUGAAGGAAUACAGUUUUUUUUUAACUCUACUACUGACUGUUACCCACCCACUACUUUCACUAACCAUGAGUGAUUGGAAAAGGAGAGCUAAAUGGGUUGUGUUACCCUCCCAGAGGCUGUAUUGAUUUUUCUCCAGACAGUGUUUAUUUGAUUGAGACCCAGCUAUGUGAGAGUAAGGUGAACAAGAGAGUGAGUGUGUUAGAGAGAGUAUUGAGCUCCGUUAACUGAAGAAGGCUGCAGACACCCGGUGUGGAGCGGGUCGGGGGCAGGCAGUUCUCCAAUUUCAGGCCAGCUGCCUUAUGGGUGACACACCACAAACUUGACCUACCUGGAUAGCACCCAGAACAAUGAACCAGUCUGAACUGAUAACGGGCACAGUGCUCACUGCCAACAGCAGUGAUGGAAACUUCUUACCUGGCAGUUCUGCCAACCACUCUUGUCCCUUGGGCUGGGGGCUGAACGAAGGCCUGGAGGCUUGCGUCCUGGAGACUGCUGUCAUUGUACUUCUGACAGUGCUCAUUAUUGCAGGGAAUCUGACGGUGAUCUUUGUGUUCCACUGUGCCCCUCUGCUACACCACUACACCACCAGCUACUUUAUCCAGACCAUGGCAUAUGCUGACCUGCUGGUGGGUCUUAGCUGCCUGGUGCCCACCCUGUCUCUGCUUCACUACCCAGCAGGUGUCCAAGAACCCAUCACAUGCCAGGUCUUCAGCUAUGUCAUCUCUGUUCUGAAGAGUGUUUCAAUGGCCUGCUUGGCUUGUAUCAGUGUGGACCGCUACCUGGCCAUAACUAAACCACUGUCUUACAACCAGCUGGUGACGCCAUGCCGGCUUCGAGGGUGUAUUACCCUAAUCUGGGUCUACUCUAGCCUGGUUUUCUUGCCCUCCUUCUUUGGGUGGGGUAAGCCAGGCUAUCAUGGGGACAUUUUUGAGUGGUGUGCUCACUCAUGGCCCACCUCUGCCCUCUUUACAGGAUUUGUGGUGUGUAUGCUCUAUGCGCCUGCCGCACUUGUGGUGUGUUUUACCUAUUACCAUAUCUUUCGCAUUUGCCAGCAGCACAAUAGGGAGAUCAGUGAACGGCGGGCACGUUUCCCCAGCCAGGAGAUGGAGGCUGGUGAGGGGAGUGGUGGUGGGCAUAAUGGAGGGCAUGGACCAGAUCGCCGCUAUGCGAUGGUGCUGUUUCGCAUCACCAGCGUUUUCUACAUGCUUUGGCUGCCCUACAUAAUCUACUUCCUGCUAGAGAGCUCUCAUGUGCUUGAUAACCCUGCCCUCUCCUUCAUCACCACCUGGCUGGCCAUAAGCAACAGCUUUUGCAACUGUGUCAUCUACAGCCUGUCUAAUAGUGUGUUCCGCCUGGGCAUGCGUAGGCUCUCACAGACAAUUUGCUCCUUUAGCCACUGCGGGGCCGAUGACGGGGACUUUGGGGAGCCUAAACCAAGGAAGAGGGCAAACUCAUGCUCCAUCUGAUGGGAUGACUUUACUGCUGGGAUCAACAAAUGGGAAACAUGAAUCUUAACAAGCCUAGCAGCUUGUUCACUUUAAAUAAAAUUGGCACAGCUUAAGCAAGCUGAAAACAAUUUCUGUUGCAUCGGCCUGUCAGCUGACACCAAUGUCAUCGCGUUGGUCACAAUAUACCAUAAUUUAUUGCAUUACAAGCUUUUUUGUGCAGUGUCUAAACAGAGAUGUAAUGAUAUGGACACUCUGUGAUGGUUUUUAUUCUGUGGUAUGUGACAUGGCUUUGGAUCAUAUAGAAAGUAGUCUUGCCAUAGCUUUCUUAGCCUUUACAUCUUACUGUAUGUCAUCAGCCAGUUUAUCUGUGUUUCCUACCAGCCAGGCUCAGACA
This is a messenger RNA of Etheostoma cragini (Arkansas darter), 3457 nucleotides long. RefSeq names its product G protein-coupled receptor 52 (gene gpr52). Gene Ontology annotation, molecular function: G protein-coupled receptor activity. NCBI's taxonomy places the organism in Eukaryota, Metazoa, Chordata, Actinopteri, Perciformes, Percidae. The transcript has 4 exons. Gene Ontology annotation, cellular component: membrane. The record is from RefSeq and is a predicted model, not a curated record. Gene Ontology annotation, biological process: G protein-coupled receptor signaling pathway. Bases 1963 to 3081 code for a protein of 372 amino acids.